AUGAGGCCUUCAAUGGUUAUUGUUUAUUUUAUCACCCUCGCGAUCAUCGUAGGAGGCGAGAUCAGGAUUCGCGGUAAAGUAAGAAAAAGGCACAAUGUACAUCGGAGGCACAGGGCCAUAUUGCCGCCGUGCAAUUUCAAUGAAAGCCUUAUCGAGGACGAAUGGUCGUUGAUGGAAGCGAUAGGCCAUUCGAAGUUUAUUUUUACAGGUAAAGUUUUAAGUGUGAGAAAAUACAGAUCGGAACGCGACAGUCGUAAGAAGAGAUCUAAUCUAUACACAAUAUAUUUGCGGCGUAUUUUAAAGGGGGAGGAUAGAGAUUUUACGAUAUUUCUAAAGCAAGAUGGAUCGGGUAGUUUGAGCGGCUCUACAUUGUUAGUGGAGCGGCCUCACGCAAGAGAGAAUUGCGCGGCUGGACCAAGGCCGCGGCUAUCUGCAAUCUUUUUAAGUGAUGGGGUGUUUAAGGAAAACGAAAGAGGAUCUGCGCCGCGUCUGAGGCUAUUGACUGACCCCAUACCGCUGACGCUUUAUCAUUUAGACAGGAUCAAUGCAGCUGUUAAAGGUAAGAACAUACUUUUUUAA
Messenger RNA from Pieris macdunnoughi, 579 nucleotides. The record is from the annotation of a GenBank genome assembly. NCBI's taxonomy places the organism in Eukaryota, Metazoa, Arthropoda, Insecta, Lepidoptera, Pieridae.